AUGAAGGACAUGCGACGCAGCAUCGCCUACACCCACGUUAGCUGGGAUGAGCCGACGCUGCGGGGCUCUGGAUGGUACGGGCCGUGGAGACGAGCGGUGCCAUCUCAGGAGGUCGUCGACCUGGAGCAGGAGACGCCCAGGCCUUCGCAGAGGCACCCUGGGGCAUACAGCGGCACGGACCGCGUGCGAGAAGUGCUCACGAGCUCAGGAGCCUCGGAUCGUGACCUUUCCUCGCAAGAAGCUGCCCUGCAGGCCGAGAACGCGAGGCUGCGCAUGGAGCUGCUGGCUGCGGAGAACGAUCGCCUGAGGAGCGAGCUGCAGUCUUUGCAGGGAGGCCGAGAUCCAAUCCCUCGGAGAAGGGAGCCGACUGAGCUUCGCAGCGAUGCUGAUGUGAGGGGCCGAGCUGCAGCUAGGACUGAGGCUCGCACUCGCGAGACAUUGCAGAGGUCGCGAACGCCACGCAUUUUGCCUGCGGAACCUAGUGUGCCACCACCGCUUUGGAAGAGGAUCCCGCGAACCAGCGGCGCUAUUGCGGAUGAUUGGAGGCAUGACAUCACCCACGAGGUUGGUCCGCGGCUGGAUCGUGGCAUUUUGGCGGAGUUGUUGGAUACAUUGGGCUCGCGUAUUAGCAGCAAGUUUCUCCGUUGCAAGCAGGAGCUUUGGUGCGGUCCUUCAGAUGAGUUGCAGACGGCCGAGAACUUCCGGCAGAACAUCCGUGUUGUUUUGUAUGAUGUCCGUAAGGGCAUGGAUAUGAAGCAGUUGCCACGUUUUGUUGCGGUUCCUCGGGAGAUGCAUCCUCUGAGUUGGAGUGAGGUGGCCUUCACGAAGCGUGGUCGGACGUGGACAUCUCGGGAAGGAGACGCGGGGUCUACCGAGAUCGAUUCUGGAGCCGACUUCGUCCUGGUCGUGCAGCACCCUACGUAUCACAGCAGCCUUGCGUAUGAAAAAGAGAAGCAGGCCUACACAGCAAUCAUGAACCCUACCCAGCGCAACAGUUACCGAUCUGGUGUUCGCACGGUUUGCAUGAUGGAUAGAUGCACAGCUAUGGUCGCUGGUAUUCCCUCGUACAGCCCAGACUCAGAUCCCGCGACUACCCUGAUACUCAUCCAUGACAACCAAGAGUUCCCCUUGUGUCCCGGAAUUUCCCAAAUGUCGCCGAAGGAUUACAAGAUCACCCGACUCGUCCACGAGAUCAACGAGCACAGGCCAGGUCUGAUCGUGUACAAGGCUUUGGAACCGGAUUCUAAGAUCAUCAUGGAUUUGCUUUGUGAGUCUGACGCCUCAGGAGUGACUGUUUGCAUCCUGUCUCCCAUGUCCAUGAUGCCUUACUGUGGAGUGUACACCCAUGAGUGUGAGGGAGAUGCGGAUAUGGUGUGCGUUGGACCGUUGGCCCGCACUAUUGGGAAGGACAUCUGCGUGUGGUUUGAGGGUGAUGGUUACACACCCAAGGCAUAUCAGGACACAAAUCAGCAUAAGUUCGUAGAUCUCAUGAAGACCAUUGCUGAUGAAGCGUACCUCGAGAUGAUGUCGAGCGCGAUGGUUGCAGCCACAGGUGGCGAUUUGGACGAUGUGCCUGAUUACGAGCCUGACACACCCGAAGGGUCGGAUGUUGAAAUCGCUGGAGGUGUUGGAGAUCUAGAAGGGGUAUCUUCAGGAGGCGUUGAAGAAGCACAGAUGAGAGAAGAACAGGAGAGAUUGGUUGAGCAAGCCAUGAAGCCGCCAAUGACACCCGAGGAACGUGAGAGAGCAUGGCUAGAAUCCCUUCCCCUUCCAGGAGUGCCCAAAAACGAGCAAGAGAGGAGAGCGCUGUGGCGCAAGCUGCCGCAGAAGGUCCGAGUGGCAAUCCGUCGAUUGCACAGGCAGUUCAAUCACCCUGCUCCUAGGACCCUCGAAGCGAUCUUGAAGGCAGGAGGUGCUUCAAAGGAAUUCGUGCAGGCUGCCAAGCUUGUACGAUGCGACACAUGCAUCAAAACAUCCGGGAAGCCGAGAGGACACCCGGUGGGGUCUGGAACGAAGGAGUACCAGGUUGGAGAUGCGGUGGUUGAUUCUGACAAACAGCGGUUUCAGUGCAUGAAUAUGGUCGACAUAGCCUCUGGUUUCCAACAACUUGAGGUUCUGCGCCCAGUGUCGAAAGAGCAUCAGGGGCCGCCGAGUGCAGAGAUGUGUUUGGAGGCAAUACAACGCUGGGUAACCUGGUUGGGACCCCCGAAGGUCUUAAUGGCCGAUAGGGGCACCCACAACCGGGGGUUGCUCUCCAAGUGGGCCGCAGAGAAAGGAAUCGACCUGAAAUAUGCUCCUACUGAGGCUCCAUGGCAACUAGGAAAAGUCGAAAGACAUGGUGGCCUAGCCAAGGCCAUAGUUCGCAAAGUGAUCCAUGAAACGCCGGUGCGUGGAAUCACGGAAGUCAGGCGGGCUGUGCAAGAGGUAGUGGCCAUCAAGAAUGCUAUGGUCAACUCUGGGGGCUAUAGUCCUCAACAGUGGAUCACAGGCCGCAAUCCGACCGAACCUGGUGCCCUCACCCAUGAGGAUGGAUGGGCAGACCUGGGUGCCUUGGAGGCGAGGCACAGCAAGGACAGCGAGUUCGCCCAGAGACAUCAGAUGAGGAUGAACGCCAAGCGUGCGAUGAUUCAUCUAGAUUGCAGCCGAAGAGUCCAAAAAGCCCUCACCCGCAACGCUGUCGCUAUCCGUGAAGAUUAUUUGCCUGGCGAUUUUGUAGUGUACAGGCGGGACAUGCAGACUGGUGGGACUAAAUGGAGCUCGGUAGCGCGGGUUAUCGGGAAAGAAAACUCGGAAUCGGUAUGGGUGGUGCGUGCAGGCAUUCCCAUCUUGUGCUCAGCGCAUUCCUUGCGUCCUGCGUCCGAGGAGGAAGUGAUGUCCCAUUGCAUGUUGAAAGGGAUCCCGAUUUUACCUGAGAGUCUGACAGAAGGGCCCCGAGGGAAGCAAGGGUUUAUUGAUGCUAGAGAACCGCUGGAGGUCUCGGAACAGCAGCAAAACUCGCCCGAAGCAGGUAGCUCAGAGGACCCUCGAAAGCCCAAGCCGUCUAGACAACCGCCAGAUUCGCCCGAAGCAGGAAGCACACAGGACCCGAAGAAGCGGAAGAUCGUGGUGAAGCAGGCCGAGGAUGCCCCAAUCGGUGCGAGCUCGAGUUCCAGUUCGAGUUCAAGCAGUGACUCGGAAGAUGAUGCUAAGAUAGCAAUAGAUAAGACGGGCGAAGACAAUGAAGCAUUUGCCGUGGAGGAGAUUGCCAUGUCACAAGCAGAGCAGAUGGCCAAAGAGGCGCUAGACAGAGGCGAUUUCAGGCCAGGUACUUGCUUAGAAAUCCUGAGGGCAACAAAGAUGAAGCAACGGAAAGGGGAACGAGAAGCGACAAAAUCCGGGAGAAGCUACAGCCUGGGUGCCUAUGCGCAUGGACCGUUCGCAGGUUUGACGAAUGCCACCAUGGAACAGGUAUGGUUUGUGAGGUAUGUGAAUGAGUACCUGAAGGCAAAGGGUGCAACCGAAGGGUGGUCAAGUUUCGUGGUGAAUUUCAACACAGAAGCAAGUUUGCACAAGGACUCCAACAACCUGCCCGGCUCCAUGAACCAGCUCACAAGCCUAGGUCCUUUCACAGGAGGAGAAUUGUGGGUCAGGGACUCGAGUGCUCGUGGAAAGCAUGCAGAGUAUGAGGGCCGCGCGGGUAGACUGUUGGAAAGCAGGCAUAAGAUGGUUGCCUUUGGCCCUGAUCAACCUCAUGCGACAGUGCCGUUCGAGGGAGAGCGUUGGUCCAUAUCCACUUACGCCAGCAGAGGUUACGCCAGCCUGGACAAGGAACAGAGGAAAGCCUUGAAGUCGCUCGGUUUCCACACUGAGCCGCUAGAGGCCCUGAUGAAGGACGCCGGAUACUUGAGCUACAGAAACGGGGUUGAGAUUGAUGAGGAUUCGGAUGUUGCCGAGGAAAUGAGUCCUAGCAGUUGGGAACAGGCCAUAAAUGAGGCGACAUCGCAUGAUGGAUCGGAAGACUACUGGCAGGUAAUGAAAGGCCACUUCAUCCGUGUACACAAGAAGCCCCGCGUAAUGCUCUACACCCCCGAUGAAAGUGAUUUCCCAGGUAGCAUUGAUGAGAUCAGCUAUUCCAGAAGCACUUACAAGACGUUUGCAGAUGGAACCAAACAGACAGUAGAAGACGAAUGGGGAAUGAUCCGAGAAGCAGACUCGAAGGACAGCCGUGAGUGGACAGGAUUUACAUGCUUCAAGCAAAAGCUCUUCGGAUCGACCGACCUGUCAUCGUUGCCGGAUGCACCUGUCUCGGAUGCAGGUUACAUCGCCUUCAUGACGGAGAGGUUUGCCAAGACCGCGAUCGCAGAAGAAGCAGCUCAGGGUAAGAAGCCCAAGAAACUCGACAUCAGAGAUGUGGAUGAGAGAACGCGUGAUGGAAUCUUGGGUGCACGCGGCGACGAGUGGAAGAAGUACCAGACAUGGAAUGCCGCAGUUCCUAUCCAAGGUGAGUUGCUGGGCAAACUUUUGCAAGAGGGUCACAAGCCCGUGCCAUCCCAAUGGGUGGAUGUUGACAAACACGAACAUCUAAAAGGCACUGAGGCUUACGCCCCCAAAUUCCGCAGCAGACUAGUUUCGUGCGGAAACUUUGAGGACGUAGACAAAAGCCAACUGCGAUGCGACUCUCCGACGGCGGAAGCCGAAACACACUGCAUGAUCGCGAGUUAUGCAGCUUGCCAUCGCCUACGGUUGUACUGUGGAGACGUGUCCUCGGCAUACUUUCAAUCGGAACCUCUCGAACGUGUGAUUCUCAUGAAGCAGCCUAGAGGAGGCCUACCAGGCGUGGACCCUGAAGCAAUGUUGCUAUGCCGGCUUCCAGUGUAUGGAACCAUGGAUGCAGGUCGUGGAUUCUUCGUGCGACUCAGCAAGGUUGCUCGACAAGAGGGGCUGAAGAUGUCCAAGAUCGGCCCUGGACUCUACUACGUUCCUGGAACCGACGGGAUACCGGCGAUCAUGUUGGGGACGCAUGUCGAUGAUCUGCUGUGGGCCCAUACAGACGAAGGCAAAAAGCUAAUGGACAGAGUAUUAUCCCACUUUGAGCUAGGAAAGAUAGAGGAAGGCGAGUUCCGAUAUUGCGGUCGACGCUUCAGACAGGACAGUGAGUACAAUGUAUCCAUCGACACGGAGGAUAACACACGACUGAUCCGGCAUAUCUCUGUGGAGCAGCAUAGGAAGGGCUCAGAGAAGAUAACAGAUCAGGAAACCACCUCCCUUAGGAGCGUAGUCGGAUCUUUAGCCUGGGUAGCGAGGUACUCCAGACCAGACCUCUGCUGCAGGGUCAAUUGUCUCCAGCGUUGUAUUUCGAAGGCCACAGUAGCAGACCUAAGAGAUGCAAACAAGGUUGUAGAUCUUGCAAGAGCAGACAUGUCGAUGUCCAUGAACUACCCUGCCGGAUUGUUCACAUGGAAGGAAGCAUGCGUGGUUUCAGAAGAAAGGCAGGGACGCAUCCACUACAUCACGGCAGAGAGCAUGGUAGACACGAAUACCCAUGUGGCGCACAUCAUUGGUUAUGCUUCCACCACCAUCCGUCGCGUAUGCCGAAGUACAUUGCAGGCGGAGACCUACGGGAUGCAAGGAGCAGUCGAGGCAGGGGAUCGCAUCCGCGCUAUUCUCUGUGAGCUCAGAGGUCAGUUGCCAGUGUUGAAGAACUGGCUGGAAGAGUCGCAGAAGCACAUGCGACAUGAGUGGGUGAGUGACUGUCGCAGUCUUACUGAUCAUCUGGGUACAUGCCAUGGAAACAAGGUAACGGACAAAAGAUUAGCCAUCGAGUUGGAAUCAAUGAGGCAACAGCUGUGGUGUGAGGACGUCAAGACCCACGAGCUGUACAAGCCCCACGGUGACAAACUGAGGUGGACAGACACUGCCACCCAGGUUGCCGACGCACUCACGAAGAGUAUGCGUCCACAUCAGCUCUUCCGUAUGAUGCAGGAAGGGAAAGUCAUCCUGAGUGAUCCAACGAAAAAGCUCAAGAAAGGAGAAGUCCCAAGCGGAGAUUGA
Molecule: messenger RNA, 6030 nt
Organism: Symbiodinium natans
Lineage: Eukaryota; Dinophyceae; Suessiales; Symbiodiniaceae
Source: the annotation of a GenBank genome assembly